AACUCCUCUGAACAGCAAAACACCAACAUCCACAAACGAUAAAAGCAAACAACAAGAGGAAACAGAAACGCAGAGGCGCAUUUGUUCAGAUGUAGGCGCCGAGAUUCGGGCUGCAGACACUCCGGAGACGCUGCAGCCUCAGACGAGCCUCGGUGACGCGCUGUGACUUCAUCCGGAGGCUGGAGGAGGGACGCCAGCGCUCCAGGCUGCUCUCACACCGCCUCUUCUCGCCUUCUCAGCCGCGUCCAGGCAGCUGAAACCCGGGGAGGGAUGGAGACAGCGGGCGCGUACGGCGCCAGGAAGGCCGGGAACGUCCCCUUCGAUCCGGUCGCCUUUUUCACGCAUCCCCGCACCAUCCUCAGACUACUGUCGUGGGUUUUCUCCAUCGUGGUGUUCAGCUGCAUAGUGAACGAGGGCUACAUCAACAUCGGCAGUGAACGUUUGCUGUGCGUCUUCAACAAAAACUCUGAUGCCUGUAACUUUGGUAUGACCAUCGGCGUGGCCUGUUUCCUCGGCAGCAUCUGUUUCCUGAUCCUGGACGUUUACUUCCCUUCCAUGAGUAACCUCAAUGACCGAAAACGAGCCGUGCUGUUUGACCUCAUCUUCUCUGGUGUUGCCAGCUUUCUGUGGUUUGUUGGAUUCUGUUUUCUGGCCAAUCAGUGGCAGGCCACGUCUCCAGACGAGCUGCCAUUGGCCCAGGGCUCGGACGCCGCCAGAGCCAUCAUCGCUUUCUGCUUCUUUUCAGUCCUCAGCUGGGCCGUGUUGACGCUCAGCGCGCUUCGACGCUACAUGACCGGCGCCAACACAAACAUAUUCACCUGGCAGCACCUUGAUCCACCUCCAAGAAACGUCCGGGCCACUCCGUACCCCAUCCCCAACGGCGGCACCAUCGUUACCACCAACCCUUACCAAGCCCCGCCCUUCACCGAAACCCUGGACCCCCAGAAGCUCACACAGCAAAGACCCAUGGCUCCUGCUUUUUAGAAACACAGAUAGAGUUGACGUGAGCUGAACGACACGGCACACCGAGGUGGACCUGGGGGCCACGCGCCCUGCCGGUUUUAACUGGGUUUUAACUCCCCUCCAGGGGAGCGGCGGGAUUCUGGGUCAUGUGAUGUUACAUCUAUUUUCACCAAGGCAACUGCUGGCUGAGCUUAGUUAGUCGUAACACUUGUUCUGUACACGCGCGCGCACACACACACACAGACACACACACAGAUAUCGAUGCACGCGAGCGCAGAUGUUCUCACUUACCACCUGAAUGCAGUCGCACACCUGGAAACACAUGUACAGAUCCACACAGAGAAACAUCCUGGCUGCAUGUUCAUACGGUGAAGUGGAGAUUAACAUAGACGUAGACCAGUGAAGACGCUUUACCUGCCUUACGAGCGGACGCAGUAGGGGGAGACGCGGAAGCUUUGUAGCUCUUUAUUAAACACAAGCUGGUCACCAUGCAGCUGAAGUCAUGACCGAGAUAUUGUGAAAUGAACGGGAGCGGCGGCAGCACCUGCAAGAAAUGCAAGUUUCCUGGCAGGACUGCUUAGUAUAGUUUCAGUGUAAAAUAUUGAUGUGUUUGAAUAUUUUAUUGUGAUCUGUUGGUUAAAAAAAAUGAAAUAAACAAUUCAUCAGCACCAGUGA
This is a messenger RNA of Fundulus heteroclitus (mummichog), 1638 nucleotides long. Its product is annotated as synaptogyrin-3. The transcript is spliced from 4 exons. Gene Ontology annotation, cellular component: synaptic vesicle membrane; neuromuscular junction. The record is from RefSeq and is a predicted model, not a curated record. The coding region runs from base 271 to 984 and encodes 237 amino acids. Lineage: Eukaryota; Metazoa; Chordata; Actinopteri; Cyprinodontiformes; Fundulidae.